AUGGGACAAAUUGUCAAAUUAUUAAUGGAUAAGGUGACACAAUCACGUCUUCAAUUCCUUUAUCAACCAACUGAUUUAAUCAAACAUUUAAAUCCUUAUUUGGUACCAGCAAUAUAUGGCGGAGAAUGGUAUGAUGAUAGUGGAUAUGCGGAAAAACCGGAAUUAGUAUGUCAAAAACCAAUUAAAAUAGAACCGGAACAUUAUUAUAAUUGUGAUUUACUUUGGCAAAAGUAUGGUUUUACAAAAGUUCCACCAAAAUGUUUGGAAAUAAUCAAACGAAAGCAAACAUUUGAAGUACAAAAAAUUUGUACAACAGAAUCACAAAUACUAUUAUGGCAUUUUACGGUAAGUACUGACAUUGAAUUUAUGAUAAUAGCAACAAAUGAAAUGGAUGAUGAACAAAUUGUAUGGCCUAAAAUAACACUUAAAAGUUUAGGAACACCAGAACAAGGUUCAAUUAGUUGUAAAUGUAAUUGUAAAUAUACCUUACUUUUUAAAAAUCCAACUCGAUUUUUAACACCAGCACGAUUAAAGUAUGCAAUUGAAUUAUGUUCAAAUGUUAUAAUUUGA
Messenger RNA from Loa loa (African eye worm), 570 nucleotides. RefSeq lists its product as hypothetical. Lineage: Eukaryota; Metazoa; Nematoda; Chromadorea; Rhabditida; Onchocercidae. The coding region runs from base 1 to 570 and encodes 189 amino acids. The transcript has 3 exons. The record is from RefSeq and is a predicted model, not a curated record. Gene Ontology annotation, cellular component: cytoplasm.